Ramularia collo-cygni is the source of this 975-nucleotide messenger RNA. RefSeq lists its product as uncharacterized. The transcript is spliced from 2 exons. The record is from RefSeq and is a predicted model, not a curated record. The coding region runs from base 1 to 975 and encodes 324 amino acids. Lineage: Eukaryota; Fungi; Ascomycota; Dothideomycetes; Mycosphaerellales; Mycosphaerellaceae.
AUGGCACUUAGGGCAACAGGUGCGAAGCGUCUGAUAUGUAGCCAGGUACCACACCUCACCGGAGGGUUAUUACCCAUCCUACAUAGUCCGACAUCAUGGCGUACACCAGCUUCCUCCCACCCCAUCUGCGGAAGAAGGCCAUGCCGUGCACUAGUGCUUCCUUGGACACACAGGAACCACACCGCCACCAGCACCAGCACCAGCAGCAGAGCGACGGCUACGAGAUUCGCGUUUCCAUCUCGGCACCACCCAUAUGCGGAGAAAGGCCAUGCCGUGCACUGGUGCCUUCUUGGACAGCAAGAUCCACACCGCCAGCAGCACCAGCAGCAGAGCGACGGCUACGAGAUCAUCUCGGCACCACCCCAUCUGCGGAAGAAGGCCAUGCCGUGCACUGGUGCCUUCUUGGACACGCAGGAUCCACACCGCCAGCAGCAUCAGCAGCAGCAGAGCGACGGCUGCGAGCUUCGUGAUGGCAAUACCUGCGCCUCCUCUCCGAAGCCAGAUCGUGCGACAGCAGGUGCUCCGACUGCCCUGCCACCGCAACCCGCGUCGGCUCCAAGCUAUGCUGAUCACGCCGAUCUCGGCCUUUUACUUACCACAAUCAUCAGCACUUCCACAUCCGCCAUCAUGGCGUCCACCAGCUUUAUGCCACCCCAUCUGCAGAGAAAGGCUAUGCCGUGCACUAGUGCCUCCGCCUCCUAUGCGAAGCCAGCUUGUGCGACAACAGGUGCUCCGACCGCCUCGCAACCCGCGUCGGCCUCAAGCUAUGCCGAACUGACUCCACCGGAUAGUCCACACACGGAGAGCGAGAAACUGCUUGCAAAUCUGCAUUUGGCUUCGCUAGAGGAUACCUCCGCGACUCUCUACGAGAUUGAGGAUAAGCCUGAAGACGAGAACGAGGAUGAGGAUGACAACUAUAGCACCGACAAUGAGUUCGUGUCUGGCACGGAUUCUGACGAUGAUGAUGGUUUCUAA